Ipomoea triloba (trilobed morning glory) is the source of this 1558-nucleotide messenger RNA. Its product is annotated as serine carboxypeptidase-like 11. The record is from RefSeq and is a predicted model, not a curated record. Gene Ontology annotation, biological process: secondary metabolic process; proteolysis. Gene Ontology annotation, molecular function: serine-type carboxypeptidase activity; acyltransferase activity, transferring groups other than amino-acyl groups. The coding region runs from base 9 to 1379 and encodes 456 amino acids. NCBI's taxonomy places the organism in Eukaryota, Viridiplantae, Streptophyta, Magnoliopsida, Solanales, Convolvulaceae. The transcript is spliced from 14 exons.
UGACGAAAAUGUUGUUUGCAAAUCUUUUGCGACGAAGAUGCAGCAGUUCUCUUCCUUUGCUUCUAGGAACCGUCGUCGUUUUAUGGUUUUGCUCUUCACAUCAUGUUACAGCAACAGGCUCUAAGGUGGAGUAUCUCCCAGGGGUUCAACCUGAAGGGCCUCUUCCAUUUGAACUUGAAACCGGAUAUAUUGGUGUUGGGGAAUCAGAAGAUAUACAACUCUUUUAUUAUUUUGUAAAGUCUGAAUUAAAUCCCAAUAUUGAUCCUAUUGUGCUUUGGAUCUCCGGUGGUCCAGGAUGCUCUUCUUUUGUUGCAAUGACGCAAGAAUUGGGGCCAUUGUUAUUUGAUAUACCGAAAGAUAUAUGGACGACCUUGCCUACCUUGUCACUAAAUCCUUAUUCAUGGACAAAGGUUGCAAGCUUUAUCUUUCUAGACUUACCAGUGAGAACAGGAUUUUCGUACGUUAAAAGUUCAAAAAAUUAUACUGUGAGUGAUGUAGAAACAAGUUAUCAUGCAGCUGAAUUUAUUCGCAAGUGGUUAGAAGAUCAUUUUCAAUACCAGUCCAACUCAUUCUAUGUUGGUGGAGACUCAAAUUCUGGUUUUACAGUUCCAAUGGCCGUUCAAGCAAUAUCAUAUGGGAUUGAUGCAAGACUAAAGCCACGCGUUAAUCUUAAGGGCUAUGUAAUUGGCAAUGGGGUGACACUUCCAGUUGACAACUACGAAUAUACUUACGGAACGGCUCGUGGAUUAUGUCUUAUUUCAGAAGAACAGUAUACGACAGUGAAAGAUUGUAUAGCGAUAAAUUUUUCUACUCCAAAUUGCAAGAAUGAGGGGGCUUCAAUGGAUGUGCCGCAAAAUAUUUAUUGGCCUAAUGUUAUUGGAGAAGAAAAUGAUGCUAAGAGGUUCCGUGGGUACAAUGUCCAUGCCUUUGAUCGUAGUGUAAUACUUCUGGCUGCACUAAUUUCAUCUCAGUGGAUAAAUGAUGAUAAGGUUCUAGUGGCCCUGCAUGUUCGGAAGGGAUGCGGUGAAAAAUGGACUAAAUGCAGGGUACCUUUGCCAUAUGAAAGAACUGUACUUGACACUAGGCCAUAUCAUGCAAAUCUUAGCGCAAAAGGUUACAGGUCUCUUAUAUACAGUGGACAUGCUGAUUUGACUGUGUCUUCACUUUAUACUGAAGCAUGGACAAAAUCUUUGAAUUAUUCUAUCAUUGAUGAUUGGCGACCUUGGCUUGUGAACAAUCGAGUUGUUGGUUAUACAAGGAUCUUCUCCAACAACAUGACAUAUGCCAAAAUCCUGGGAUCAGACCACAUUGCUCCAACAAUAACACCUGCUGAAUGCUUCAAAAUGUUUAAAAGAUGGAUAUCUUAUGAACAACUUUAAUGUUGUAUGGCAAAGGUAAAAUCUAUGUUAAAAGUACGUUUCAUAAAUAACAUAUUGUUGUACCUAAGUUUUAUUUUGAUGGUUUAUGAUGAAAUUCAUGUAAAAAAAAUACAAAAUGUUACGUUGUUGUACAAGAAUAUUAUUUAAUGAAUAAAUUACUAUGGAGUAUAAUUUUUAAA